AGGUAUUAGAACAGGCAUGGAAACAUUUCAGUAACACUACAAUUUAUUGGGAAUUUAAGUACCUAAAUUCCCAGUAAAUUGAACAUACUUAAUAAAUAGGUAUGUAUGUACAUACAUAUGUACAUACCUAUUUACUAAUUUACUGUAACGCAACAUGACUGUAAUAAACGAUUUUUUUUUUAAGGGGAAAAUCAUCGAAUGAUUGCUCCCUUCUGGGUGAGGUGGGAGGGAGUGUCAGACUCUUACUGAGUAAAAACCACCCCGUUCAGCCACCUUC
Spodoptera littoralis (African cotton leafworm) is the source of this 277-nucleotide messenger RNA. The record is from the annotation of a GenBank genome assembly. Lineage: Eukaryota; Metazoa; Arthropoda; Insecta; Lepidoptera; Noctuidae.